Coffea arabica (coffee) is the source of this 816-nucleotide messenger RNA. The record is from RefSeq and is a predicted model, not a curated record. Lineage: Eukaryota; Viridiplantae; Streptophyta; Magnoliopsida; Gentianales; Rubiaceae.
AUGGAGGCGAAACAUGAGGAAUCCAGCUCUUUUCCAAUGGGCGAAACCCCGCAGGAGAAAGAAAGGGGGGGUUUCGGCCAUGUUCCUAAUGGUUACAAAGUUGCACCCCUGAGCAGGCCUAGUUUACAUCCAGAAAUUGCAAAUAUCCCUGUGGUCGAUUUGAAUGGUUUGAAUAACCCUACAAGGCGAUCUGCGGUCAUCAAAGAUAUUUCGACUGCCUGUGGAAACAUCGGAAUUUUGAAGAUCGUCGACCAUGGGAUAUCUCAGUCAGUUUUGGAUGGAGCGCUUUCAGCCGCCUCGGCUUUUUUCAACCUGCCGUCGAUGGAGAAGGUGAAAUUCAUGUCCAAUGACGUUCGCCAGCCUGUUAGAUACGGCACGAGCAUAAAGGACGGAGCUGAUAAGGUCCAAUUUUGGAGGACAUUUCUCAAACACUACGCAAAUCCUCCAGACGACUGGCUGUCAAUAUGGCCCGAUGCUCCUCUAGACUCCCGUGACGGGAAAUGGACCGCCGUCCGACGUAUUCAAGGUGCCUUGCAGGUUAACGUCGGCGAUCAUCUUGGGGUGCUUAGCAAUGGCUUGUACAAAAGUGUGGUUCACAGAGUCACACUUAGCAGCGACACCAUCAGAAUCUCCAUCGCUAGUCUUCAUACUUUGGGCAUGGAUGAGAAGGUGGAGACUGCAAAAGAGCUAGUUGAUGAACAGCAUCCGAAGGGUUACAGGGACAGUAGCUUUAAACACUUCCUCGAUUUCUGUGCUCAAAAUGACAUUGCAGAUGGGAAGAGCUUCAUCGAUGCUCUCAGGAUUACAAAUCAAUAA